Closterium sp. Naga37s-1 is the source of this 1377-nucleotide messenger RNA. Lineage: Eukaryota; Viridiplantae; Streptophyta; Zygnematophyceae; Desmidiales; Closteriaceae. The record is from the annotation of a GenBank genome assembly.
AUGCUCUGCCUAGUCAUCAGCUGCCACGUGGCGGCGUCGGAGCGGAUCAAGAACGUGGUGGUGCUGAUGAUGGAGAACCGCUCGUUCGAUCACGUGCUGGGAUGGCUGCAGCCCCGCAACGCCGAAAUCGACGGCCUCGAUGGCUCCGAGUGCAACCCCAUCGUCGCCAAGGCCCGCGGCGCGGACCCGCCGGCCCCAUCAAGCGAUUCGGGCGAUUCGGGCGAGUCGAGCCUGUCCGGCAACUCGGCUGGCGUGGGCGAUUCGGGCGAGUCGAGCGUAUCGGGUAAUUCGGCAGGCGGGGUGACGUUCGAGCAAGUGUGCAUUAACGAUAGAGCGCGGUACAACUGCAGCGAGGACCCCGACCACUCCUUCAAAGGCGUUCGCAAUCAGAUAUUCGGCGGAAAAUUGGUAGCUAAGGCCUCUUCUCGGCUUAUGCGGGGAUUCGCGCAGCAGGCGGAGGAGGUGCGCGAGGGGUUCUCCGCGGAGGUGAUGGCCGCCUUUCCGCCGGCCGCGCUCCCCGUGACCACCGCGCUCGCCACCAACUUCGCCGUCUGCGACCGCUGGUUCUCGUCCGUACCGGGCCCCACCCAUCCCAACCGCUACUUCCUGCACGCCGCCACGUCCAAGGGGCUCCUGGCGGAGCGCAAGCCCGUGCUGCUCGCGGGCUUCCCCGCGCGCACCAUCUUCGACGUGCUCUCGCGCCGCAAGGUGUCCUUCGGCAUCUUCUACCACGACAUCCCCGCGUCGCUCGCGCUCUCCUCGCUGCGCCGGCGGAAGCACGCGCGCAGGUUCCGCCCAAUCGAGCUGUUCUACGCGCAGGCGCGGCUGGGGCGGCUGCCCGCGUACUCGUUUGUCGAGCCGCAGUAUUUCGACUUCUCGCGCGAGCCGGGCAACGACGACCACCCGGGCCACGACGUGCGCCACGGCCAGCAGCUGAUUAAAGACGUGUACGAGGCGCUGCGCGCCGGGCCGCAGUGGCGCAACGCGCUGCUGAUCGUGACGUACGACGAGCACGGCGGGUUCUUCGACCACGUGGCGCCGCCCAUGGCGGGCGUGCCGUCCCCCGACGGCGUGGUGGGCGAGGAGGACGCCUUCAACUUCCGCCGCCUCGGCGUGCGCGUGCCCACCUUCGUCAUCUCGCCCUGGGUGGACAAAGGCAUGGUGAUCCACCGCCCACGAGGCCCAUACCCGACAUCGCAGUUCGAGCACACGUCGGUGGCGGCAACGCUGAGGGACGUGUUCGGGCUGACGGCCAAGCAGGACGUGCUCACCGCCAGGGACGCCUGGGCGGGCUCGCUCCUGCCCUUCCUCUCCCUGCGUUCCUCGCCCCGCACUGACUGCCCGCGUGAGCAUUCCCCACGCCCACUGCCCCCGUGA